AUGGGACAGACUGUCACCACCCCCUUGAGCCUCACGCUUGACCACUGGUCAGACGUGAAGACACGAGCCAACAACGAGGGAGUUGUAGUCAAGAAGAAAAAAUGGAUCACUCUUUGCGAGGCCGAAUGGGUCAGAAUGGAUGUAGGAUGGCCUCGCGAGGGAACCUUUAACCUCAGUCUUAUUUCACAGGUGGAGGGAAAAGUUUUCGCUCUGAGUCCCCAUGGCCACCCGGACCAGGUCCCAUACAUCGCCAUGUGGAGACUCCUGGCGACAGAACCCCCCCAUGGGUUAAAGCCGUUUCUCUCCCCUCCAGCCCCCCUGGCAGCAGCAGCUCUCGCCGAAUCCCGGGCCGAGGAAGCCGGAUCGGCGGAUCCCUCCCACUCCCUGUUUCUCCCGACCCCUCCACCAGCGCGUCUUUUCCUCUCCCAGCGUCCGCCGCUCGCGCAGGGCGGGGCUGCGGGCAUGGGGUCGGCGGGGACCGCCCCCGGCCGGCGACUGGCCACUGCCGAGCGCACUUCCACUGUGGCGGUGCACCGCGCCCGGCUCUGGGUCGGCUGGGGAGGCCCGGUUUGGGGAAGGGGGCUCGGGAGGGGCGGCGUCACCCGUGAACGCCGAGUCACCCUGCCCCGAGGAGGACCCACCGCCAUACCCGGGGAAUCGGGCACCGGAGGGACCGGCGGCCCCCACAGAGGAAAGCGCGACGAACCAGCCAAAGAAUCCAGGGCCUUUCCCCUUAGGGAAGGUCCUAAUCACCAGCUCCAAUACUGGCCGUUUUCGGCUUCUGAUCUCUAUAACUGGAAGCAACAUAAUCCUCCUUUCUCUAAGGACCCUGUUGCCUUGACUAACCUGAUUGAGUCCAUUUUAGUGACCCACAAGCCCACUUGGGAAGAUUGUCAGCAGUUACUGCAGACCCUCCUGACGGUGGAGGAAAAGCAGCGAGUCUUCCUGGAGGCUCGGAAGCAGGUUCCAGGAGACGAUGGAAGACCCACCCAAUUGCCUAAUAUCAUUGACGCAGCCUUUCCCCUCACUCGCCCGAACUGGGACUUCGCGACCCCAGAAGGUAGGGAGCACCUACGUCUCUAUCGCCAGUUGCUCUUGGCGGGUCUCCGAGGGGCUGCUAGACGCCCUACCAAUCUGGCCCAGGUUAGGAAUGUGACCCAGGGAAAGGAGGAGACGCCGGCAGCGUUCUUGGAAAGACUUAGAGAGGCAUAUAGGAUGUAUACCCCGUACAAUCCGGAAGAUCCAGGACAGGCGCCGGGUGUCAUCUUGUCUUUCAUCUAUCAGUCAAGUCCAGAUAUAAGGGCCAAGUUACAGAGACUAGAAGGAUUGCAUUCACUCAGUUUGUCAGAUUUAUUGAGAGAGGCAGAAAAAGUGUUUAAUAAGAGAGAAACUCCCGAAGAGCGGGAGGAGAGGAUGUGGCAGAGGCAAGAAGAGAGAGAUAAGAAACGUCAUAGGGAAAUGAGUAAAGUCCUGGCCACUGUAGUGUCUCAGGGACAGGUUAGAGAGGGAGUUAGGACGAGAGAUCAAAGAAGGACACCGCUUGACAGAGACCAGUGUGCUUACUGUAAAGAGAGAGGGCAUUGGGCUCGUGACUGCCCAAAGAAGCCUCAAGGGUCUCGGAGACCUAAGUCAAGGGCCACGGACCUCCUCAAUCUGGAGGAUUAGGGAGGUCAAGGCCAGGAGCCCGCCCCCCCCCAGCCUAGGAUAACUCUCAAGAUUGGGGGGCAGCCAGUGACCUUCCUGGUGGACACUGGGGCUCAACAUUCAGUCCUGACCCAUACCAGAGGCUCUCUCAGUGACCGUACAGCUUUGGUCCAGGGGGCCACAGGUAGCAGGAGGUAUCGAUGGACCACCGAGAGAAAGGUUCAGCUGGCAUCUGGACAGGUAACCCACUCUUUUUUGCAUAUACCCGACUGCCCUCACCCAUUAUUGGGCCGAGACCUGUUGACUAAGCUCAAGGCUCAGAUCUAUUUUGAUGACAAGGGGUCGACGGUUACAGGACCCAAAGGGACCCCCCUACAAGUCCUAGCCCUAAAACUGGAAGAGGAAUACCGCCUGUUUGAAUCUGAGUCCUCUAAGGGGCCACCACAAGGAAUGCAGGACUGGUUGAGGGAAUUUCCCUCGGCAUGGGCAGAGACUGGUGGCUUGGGGCUGGCUCACGACCAACCCCCACUUGUUAUUCAGUUAAAAGCCUCCGCCACUCCCGUUUCAAUCAAACAGUAUCCUAUGUCCCGGGAAGCCCACGAGGGCAUUAAACCACACAUCCGGAGGCUUUUGGACCAGGGGGUACUUGUGCCCUGUCGAUCCCCUUGGAAUACCCCCCUCCUGCCUGUAAAAAAACCUGGGACAGGGGAUUACAGACCGGUUCAAGACCUGAGGGAGGUUAAUAAACGGGUUGAAGAUAUACACCCCACGGUGCCAAACCCUUACAACCUCCUCAGCACUCUUCCACCAACCCACAUUUGGUAUACGAUACUGGACUUGAAGGAUGCCUUCUUCUGUUUGAGAUUGCACCCCCAGAGUCAACUGCUGUUUGCUUUUGAAUGGAGAGACCCAGAGAUGGGGCUUUCAGGACAGUUGACCUGGACUCGGCUCCCCCAGGGGUUUAAAAACAGCCCGACCCUCUUUGAUGAAGCCUUACACUCAGACCUAGCCGAGUUCCGGGUCGAACAUCCGGCCUUAAUCUUGCUCCAAUAUGUGGAUGACCUCCUCCUAGCAGCCAGAACCCAGGCUGAAUGUCUGAGAGGCACUCGGGCCCUUUUGGCUAAACUGGGACAGAAGGGCUAUCGGGCUUCGGCCAAGAAGGCUCAGAUUUGUCAAAGCAAAGUCAUUUACCUGGGUUACACCCUAGAGGGAGGACAGAGAUGGCUCACGAAAGCAAGGAAGGAGGCCAUACUCUCCAUACCCCCUCCAAGGACCCGCCAGGUGCGGGAGUUCCUAGGUACAGCCGGCUACUGCCGCCUCUGGAUCCCAGGUUUUGCUGAGAUGGCUGCCCCCCUGUAUCCUCUCACCAAGCCUGGGACCAUGUUCCACUGGGGAGAGGAGCAACAACAGGCCUUUCAACGAAUUAAGAGAACCUUACUUGAGUCACCACUCGCUCUUGGCCUACCAGAGCUGACUAAGCCUUUUGAACUGUUCGUGGACGAGAACUCAGGCUUUGCAAAAGGAGUACUGGUACAGAGACUGGGGCCAUGGAAGAGACCUGUAGCUUAUCUAUCCAAGAAAUUAGACCCGGUAGCUGCAGGAUGGCCCUGUCUGCGCAUGGUAGCCGCCAUUGCUGUUUUGCUCAAGGAUGCAGGGAAACUGACUUUGGGACAGCCAUUAACUGUGUUAUCCUCCCAUGCGGUGGAAGCUCUGGUCCGGCAGCCCCCAGAUAGAUGGCUCUCAAAUUCCAGGAUGACCCACUACCAGGCUCUGUUGUUAGACACAGACCGAGUGGUGUUCGGACCAGUUGUCUCCCUCAACCCCGCAACCCUGCUGCCCUUGCCAGACCCAUCCGAGGAGCACAAUUGCCUCCAGAUUCUAGUGGAGGCCCAUGGCACCCGCUCCGACCUAACAGAUCAACCACUGUCGAACCCAGAUUUUAUCUGGUUCACGGAUGGGAGCAGCUUCCUCCAAGAAGGAGAAUGGAGGGCCAGAGCAGCCGUUACCACCAAAUCAGAGGUAGUUUGGGCCUCACUGCUGCCGCCUGGAACAUCGGCCCAAAGAGCAGAGCUGAUCGCGCUGACCCAGGCCCUCCGGAUGGCGGAAGGUAAGAGACUCACGGUCUAUACCGACAGCAGAUAUGCCUUCCCCACUGCCCAUGUACAUGGAGAAAUCUACAGAAGAAGAGGCCUUUUGACCUCGGAGGGUAAGGAAAUUAAGAACAAAAAAGAAAUUUUAGACCUCUUAAGGGCAUUGUUCCUCCCACAUCAGCUCAGCAUUAUACAUUGUCCUGGGCACCAAAAGGAUGACUCUGUCAUAGCACGGGGAAAUCGGCUGGCUGAUCUGAAAGCCCGGACAGUCGCCUUACAAUCCCCUAGGGGCGACCAGCUGUUGGUCUUGCAGGACCAACAACCAAGAAGAGACCCCAUGUCCUACAGCCCGGAGGACCAGGAACUAGCAAAGAAAAUGGGGGCGGAAUGGAGCCCCGAGCGACAAGCUUAUAUAAUGGAUAACAAAUUAGUUAUGCCAACCUCCCAUACCAAAUACAUGCUCAAGUUUCUCCACAUGCUAACCCAUUUAAGCAAAAACAAGAUGAGGGCCCUUCUGGCUGAUGAGGCUUUGGACACUGUGUUAUUGAAUCAGGAACAGGUCCUCCAACAGGUGACUUCCAGCUGCCCUGCUUGUGCCCAAGUUAAUCCAGGAAAAGGCCAUCUGAGCAGACGGAGCUGCCUGCGAGGUCACCGCCCCGGAGUCCAUUGGGAACUUGACUUCACCGAGGUAAAACCCGGACUGUAUGGAUAUAGAUACCUUCUGAUUUUUGUAGACACAUUUUCAGAGUGGAUAGAGAUCUUCCCUACCAAGAAGGAGACCGCUAACGUGGUAACCAAGAAACUCCUGGAGGAAAUUUUUCCCAGCCCUACCCUAGAGGCGCACCUCCAAGCCCUCCAACUGGUACAAAAGACGGUGUGGAAACCCCUGGCCGAUGCCUACCGGGAGCAACUGAAUCGCCCGGUGGUGCCUCACCCAUUCAAGAUUGGGGACUCUGUCUGGGUCCGACGCCAUCAAUCCAAGAACCUAGAGCCGAGGUAG
This is a messenger RNA of Peromyscus leucopus (white-footed mouse), 4734 nucleotides long. RefSeq lists its product as uncharacterized. Gene Ontology annotation, molecular function: RNA-DNA hybrid ribonuclease activity; nucleic acid binding; aspartic-type endopeptidase activity. The record is from RefSeq and is a predicted model, not a curated record. Gene Ontology annotation, biological process: virion assembly; proteolysis; DNA integration. Lineage: Eukaryota; Metazoa; Chordata; Mammalia; Rodentia; Cricetidae.